AUGCUUGUAACCUUGGUCGUCGGCCUCAUGAACUCGGUUUCGGCCAUCCUGAACGGCCUUGUCCGUCGUCAGCAUGGCCUCCGUCACUAUCUCGCAAAUGGAAAGGGCAUCCUCGGAUGCCUCGACGGCCAAAAACGAGGAAACGACUGGAUGAAGGAGAUUGGUGACGAGACAUUGCUCUCUGCGAUGACCAUCCCAGGAACACACGACGCCGCGGCUUACAAUUAUACUGGCGACCUGCACGAAUUUUGGAACUGCCAAACACAACCGCUCUUUGCACAACUAGAUAGCGGUAUUCGUGCCCUGGACCUUCGCUACGCUCUCUUAGACGGCAAACUCCAUUUCUUUCAUUCCAUUGCACUCCUUGACAAAAAGGCCGAAGUGAUUGAUAUAGUCUAUGGGCUGCAUGCCUGGUUACAAAAGCAUCCGUCGGAGACAAUCGUCGUCUCGUUGAAAGUCGACAAUGGGGACCCAGCUGGUGAAGAGGUUCAGCGUCUGAUGGGCGAAGUCUUGGACGUGACCAAGGCAUUCUGGGUAGAAAACGUGACCACGGCAACCACUCUCAAAGAAGCGCGCGGCAAACUCGUACUAAUGCGCCGCUUCCCAUUCAGUAGACCUGUUGGUUUCGACGUCGCUCUCGACUGGAAGGUCAACGACGGCAACUUCAAAAUGCCUCUUGACACAGAAGGAAAGACGUUUGCACAGAUUGAGGACUUUUAUCUACUUCAGCACCUCGCCCACGACGCAGAAAAGCAAGUUGAGAAGAAGUGGGACGUGACAAAAGCCCAUCUUCUCAGAGCACAAAAGGCAAUCGAGACCGACCCAAAGGAUUUAUGGAUCACCUUCAGCAGUGCAGUAGGCGACAGGAAGCUAGACGAGACAGAGGACGUCACACCACGGGUUAUGGCACUCGGUCGAGGGUCUGUCCACGGCGUCAACCAGCAUAUGAAAGAUUGGUGCGCUGCGAAUCGGCCAAAAGCUGUGGGUAUUGUAUUCAUGGACUUUGUAACUGUGAAGCGAAAGACUGGGCAAGGAGAGCAGGAGGAGCUCGACCCCGACUUGAUUCGAGCAUUCAUCGAAAUGAACCCAGGCAGAACUACAUCAAUUCCGUAA
Serendipita indica DSM 11827 is the source of this 1113-nucleotide messenger RNA. NCBI's taxonomy places the organism in Eukaryota, Fungi, Basidiomycota, Agaricomycetes, Sebacinales, Serendipitaceae. The record is from the annotation of a GenBank genome assembly.